AUGCCUUCGACGCAACCGUCGGCGCACGAGAGCCUCGUGGUGAAUAACCCAGGAUCUAGGCUCUUUUGGGGAAAACCAACAGGUGGCGCAUCUGAAAUUCGGGAUACUCAGGUCGACAGUGGUUUGCCAAAAUACUAUGAUGCCGCUGUCGGCAUCCCGUCUCCAGUGUUCGAAACACUUGCCCGCACGGCUCGGGAAAAUCAUGUCUUUCUCUCACUCGGCAGCAUCGAGAAGGAAGGAGGCACGCUCUAUUGCACGGCUAUUCUCUUAGAUAGAGAUGUGACGCUCCUGUAUAAGUAUAGAAAGUUGAUACCAACGGCGGCUGAACGCAUGAUCUGGGGCCGCGGCUCCGGCGACGGACUCAUCGUCGCCGAUACUGCGAUUGGCAAGGUUGGUGGAUUAAUCUGCUGGGAGAAUUGCCCGCUGCUAGGCUAG
Molecule: messenger RNA, 435 nt
Organism: Letharia columbiana
Lineage: Eukaryota; Fungi; Ascomycota; Lecanoromycetes; Lecanorales; Parmeliaceae
Exons: 2
Coding region: 1-435 (144 amino acids)
Molecular function (GO): catalytic activity
Source: RefSeq, a predicted model, not a curated record